Messenger RNA from Symbiodinium pilosum, 1715 nucleotides. The record is from the annotation of a GenBank genome assembly. NCBI's taxonomy places the organism in Eukaryota, Dinophyceae, Suessiales, Symbiodiniaceae.
GCACAGCCAUCAAGGCAUUGCGCUGGCUGGCCAGACACCUGCAGUGGCAAGCCCUCCAGCUCUGCACGCAAAACAACUUGGUGACCUCCUAUUCAAAGCAAGUGGAAACAUAUGAUAAACGCGAGGCAGUGCCACUUCCCCUGUCCCUGGUCCUUGCGUGGGAGCAAUGCAUCUGUCGCAGCGACACCCCGCUGACCACCAAGCUCGUCUUGGGGGCAAUUCUGGUCUGCGCGCGCAGCAGCAUACGCUUUGGCGAUGCACAGCGCGUGCGCUGGGGCUCCCUGCAAUUGAGCGCCCAAGGCCUGCGCGCCACCGCGUACGCAAGUAAAACGACCAAAGCAGGGCAACCUUUUUUCUGCACCUGGCACGGCCUGUCGGGUCGCGGCGCAAGCACUUCAUGGCUUCUGCGCUGGCUUGCAGCACUGGCAAGCAUACCUAAGGCCGUCUUUGAGGUACACGCCGACACGGUCGAACCAGACUACUUGUUUCCGCACUUAGACAUGCGCUGCAUGCAUCUCCGUGGAGUACCUGGCUCCCUCACAGCACCGGAGGCCAGCUUGUUGACCUUGCGCAGCAUGAAAUCCACAGCGCUCGCAUCUGCAGCCCAGCUCCGCCUCUCUAGAGACGACAGGUUGUCGCAGGGCCACCACCGUGACAGCGCGCGCCUUUACUCCCGCAAUGACACCUUCGCAAGCUUGCACAUCCAGCGCAGCAUCGCGCUUGCAGUUGCAGACGGCUGGCGACCGCAGCGGUCAAUGGCUCGUGGGGGCAGCGCCCCUGUCCCAGAGCCUCCCUUCGCUGCACGAAUCCAUGCGUGCAACGCAGACAGCUCGCCCGUCUCCCCAAGCACGGGUCCAGUUGUCCCUCCAGAGGACCUUGCCGGUGAGCGCGACAAGGCAUCCGACCCAGAAGCCGAAGCAGUAGAGGAGUAUGCUCUCCUGCGCAGCUCAUCAGAAAGCGAGGCACUGCACGUGGACCUCGACACUCGCACCUACGUGUGCUCAGGACCGUGGGGGAGCAUGCACGUCCCCGCCGCAGAGUCAUUGCAAGCUUACACGCUGGCUCUUCCAAAGCUUGGUUCCUUGGCAGUUUGCAAGCUCCGCGCAGCAUGCGGGGCGCACCUUGGUGCAUCCUUAGCUCGCGUGACACUCUUCAGCCCUGCUCAGGUUGCCGGCCCUCGCCUGUACCGCAGCCAUUUUUCCAGCUCGAACAUAAGCUUUCCAGUCGUCGAUAACGUGAUGGAUAGCUCUUGGGAUGUAGACAGCUCAGAAGGGCUGACUCAGCUGCUCUCGCACAUGCAGGUACCAGAGACCCUGCAGACAGCGUUGCAGCAAACAGGUCUCGCUAGCAUCUCCGACUUUGCCUAUGCCUACACCUCCCCAGAGGACCUCUCCACAUUCAUUGCAAAGCAAAGCCAAAGCCUCUGGGACGACCUGCAGGUCACCGACCCGGAGCACUGUCCCGCAGUAGCUCGCUUGCGCAGAGCGCUUGACUUGAGCAAGGCAGUCACUCGCGCCAAGGACAGCCACCCCAGCACAGCACCAACUAGCACAGCAACGCCCCCAGCAACCAACGUCUGGGCAGAGCAUGCUCCGCCACGCUUGGAUGCCGAUGCAGUGCAACGCAUGCAAAGCACAUUCAAGGCAAAUUAUCCAGGAGAGCGCCUGGAUAAUGACUGCAUGCCAGGCAUCCGCCUGCUUAGCGGCUUAGCCUAG